Molecule: messenger RNA, 827 nt
Organism: Phalaenopsis equestris
Lineage: Eukaryota; Viridiplantae; Streptophyta; Magnoliopsida; Asparagales; Orchidaceae
Product: SKP1-like protein 1A
Exons: 3
Coding region: 174-590 (138 amino acids)
Biological process (GO): SCF-dependent proteasomal ubiquitin-dependent protein catabolic process
Cellular component (GO): nucleus; cytoplasm
Molecular function (GO): cullin family protein binding
Source: RefSeq, a predicted model, not a curated record
UUUGAGAAAACCAAUAAGAUUUACCCCCGUUUUCCACCCUUACCGGCAUUCUCUCUGUGUCACCAGCGAAGGCAGCGCGCCAGCGUGAUCGUGGGGGCGGAGGAGGAAGUCAAAGGUUCCUUUCCUCUUCAGCGAGGGAAAACUGCGGGCGGCAGUGGAGAGUACAAGUAUCAAUGGAGGUAAAGAUGGCUUCGUAUGAAAGGAGAAAGGUGACUUUGAAGAGCUCGGACGGCGAAGAAUUCUUGGUAGAAGAAGCCGUGGCGAUGGAGUCUCGGAUGAUCUGUUACAUGAUUUGGGAUGGACUAGCAGGUGACGUGAUUGAACUCCCUGGCGUGAAGGGUAAGUUUCUAUCUAUGAUUAUUGAUUUUUGCAAGAAACGCGUUGCAUGGGCUGCUGGCGGCGAUGGGACUUUGGAAGGCUUGAAAUCUGAUUUUGUGAAGGUUGAUUUGGGCACACUGAUCCAUCUUAGUGCAGCAAGCUUUUGUCUGAAAACAAAUGAUUUGGUUGAUUUGACCUCUCAAACUUUAGCAAAUCGGAUUCAGGGGAAGACUAUUGAAGAGAUUUGCAGGGCCUUGAACCCUGAAGAAUAAAAGGAGAUUCAGAUGGAGAAUUCGUGGACAUUUGAGUGAAAUGAUGGUGGUGCUCUCUCUCUCUCUCUCUCCCCCACACCUUGUCCCUAUAUUUACUAUGAGUCUCUUGAGUUUUCUAUUUUAUUUGAUCAUGUUGAGUCUAGUGUGUUCUAUAUACUUAUUUGAAAGUGAUGAUUGUCUUUUAUUUCAUGUUGCAAGUUUAGGGUAAGAAAGUUGAAAUAACAUAAGAUAUGUAUC